AUGUCGCGCGAUCGACACGCGUUACCGAACAGAGAGCGCGCGCUGUUCACCAAGCUCGUCGACGCGUACGAGACGAAGAAGUACGAGAAAGGGAUCGCCGCCGCCGAUGAUAUUUUACGAAACUUUCCCGAGCACGGCGAGACGCUCGCGAUGCGAGGGUUGAUCGUUCGAUCCAUGGACGACGGGCACGAACACAACGAAGAGGCGCACGCGCUGGUGAAACGAGGGAUCGAGUGUCACCCGGAGUCGCACGUGUGCUGGCACGUCAUGGGUUUGGUUUGGCGCGCCGAGCGAAACCACGUCGAGAGCGCGAAGUGUUACGCGCAGGCAUUGAGACUGGAUCCCGAUAACUCGUUGAUUUUGAAAGAUUUAAGUGUGGUACAUUUGCAGACGCGUAACAUGGAGGCUUUCGUGAAGUUGCGAUGGAAACUGUUGUCGAGCAGACGCGAUCAGCGAGCGUCGUACGUGAGCCUGGCGUGCGGGUUGCACUUGACGGGAGAUCACGACAGCGCGUUCGAGGUUCUGGAGUCGUACGAGAAGAUUCGGAAUGCGAAGCAGUUUGAUUCCAGAGGGGCGUGGAGGGACGAGGAUCCGCUGAUGAAGCGAUUUGAUGCGAGCGAGCUGACCUUGUUCAAGGCGACGCUCAGGCGGGCAAGCGGGAAGGAGAAGGAGGCGUUGGCGCUAUUGGAGCGCGACGAGGCCAAGGUGGUGGAUAGGGUGGCAUAUUUGACGCACGUCGGCGAGAUUCAGGUCGCACUCGGGAUGAAGGCGGAAGCGGAGAAGACUUAUUGGAAGCUUUUGGAUCGUCUGCCGGAUAGCUACGAUUAUCAUCGAUCGCUUCGCGCGGUGAAAGGCCUUCCGAAGGACGUGCGCGACGGUGCGGGGGAAAUUUCGGACGGCGAUAUUGUCGCAUUGAAGGCGUUAUAUCGAGAGAUCGAGGAGAAGAUCACGUUCUGUGCCGCGGCGAAGCGCUUGCCACUGUCGUUCACCAAGCCUGGGGAUGAGUUUGACGCUCUCGUCGUUGCGUACAUUGAGAAGCCGCUUCGCAAGGGAGUUCCGAGCCUGUUCGAGGAUUUAAAAAAUCUGUACGAGAACCCCGCCAAAGCUCGAGCGAUGGAGCGAAUUUUCACCGAAACUGUCGCUUCGCUCAAGUCCAGCGGUAAGUUUUUGUCCGGCGGUGAGACCAAGUCAGAGGAGGGAAAGAAGGAGUGCACCAUGUACGCUGUCAACCUCUUGGCGAUGCAUCACGGCGAGAUGGGGCGACGGUCCAGCGAUGGCGGCGCGAAGGAUUUCGCUAAGGCGCUUGAGCUGAUUGAAGAGGCGAUCGCCAUCGAUGCCUCGUGCGUUGAUCUGCACCUGAACAAGGCGAGCAUCUUGGAACUCGCAGGCGAUUUACACGGCGCCGCCGACGCGGCGGAGACGUCGCGAAAGCUCGAUCUUGCCGACCGAUUCUUGAACUCCAACUGCGUGCGACACAUGAUGCGCGCGGGCCGCUACGCUUACGCAGAGCAGCUCGCGGCCAUUUUCGCGCGAGACGGUGACCAAGCGACUAAUUUGUACGACAUGGAGGCGACAUGGUUUGAGCUCGAAGCCGCUCAAUGCCACACGAGAGGCAAGAAGUACGGACGUGCGUUGAAGUAUUAUCACGCGGUGCUAUCCCACUUCCAGCAGUUUGUCGAAGAUCAAUUCGACUUCCACAGCUACUGCCUGCGUCGAACCGCCAUCAAUUCUUACUUGGAUUUGUUAAAGGUUGAGGACAAAAUGUACGCUCGGCAAGAGUUCCGUGACGCCGCCAAGGGAGCGGUGAUGCUUUACGUGGACCUCUUCGAUGAGCCUCCGGAGAAGAAGGCAGCAGCUUUAGAAGCGAAGGUAGCGGCCAUGUCGGCUGCGGAUGCUGAUAAAUUCCGGGAAGAGCUUCGCGUCGCGAAGGAGCGCGAAGACAAGGCUGAGGAGGAGCGACUCGCUGCGCUGGAGGAGGCAAAGAAAGUCGCCGCAGCUCAGGAGAGCAAGAACAAGUCGCCAAAGGAUGCAACGAAAAAGGUUGACCCGGAUCCUCUCGGCAAAGCCCUUGAAAACACGAAGGAGCCGCUCGAGCAGGCGAUGAAGUUCAUCGAGCCGUUGCUCUUGCACGCGGCGGGAUACGAAGAGACGCAACUUCUCGCGUUUGAAGUGUUCCUUCGUCAAGGCAAACCGAUAUUGGCGCUCAAGGCGGUGAACGAGGCGCUGAAGAUCAAGCCCAAUAGCUUCCAAGCGAAGAGUAAUGCCGCUCGAUUGACACGCCACGUGGAGAUGAUGGAUGAGGCAAACCCAAUGAAAAAAGUCUUGAUGAUGCAAGUCUCUAAGCUCACCGGAAACCAAACUGCUGCGGCGUACGCGAAGGCUCUCGCGGAUGAGAGUCCUCUGAAUCCGUUGGACGUAGCGGCUGUGUCAUUCGCUCAACGCGAAACGGCUGAUGAUGACUCUGCGUUGAUCAACGGCGCGAAGCGUACGAACGUGGAUUGUUCGGCGUUCCCGUUUGGAUCUUACGUCGCGGCAUACGAGCGUUAUGCCUCUGUCAGCGAGAGCGCGGCUGAAGCAAUGAAGGCCGCGUGCGCGUCGGCGUUCCCGUACGCCACGGUCUUUGGAGGAUCUAAGAGCACCAAGCGAGACGGUGAGUGA
This is a messenger RNA of Ostreococcus tauri, 2658 nucleotides long. RefSeq names its product N-terminal acetyltransferase A, auxiliary subunit. The transcript has a single exon. Gene Ontology annotation, cellular component: cytoplasm. Gene Ontology annotation, molecular function: protein binding; protein-N-terminal amino-acid acetyltransferase activity. Bases 1 to 2658 code for a protein of 885 amino acids. The record is from RefSeq and is a predicted model, not a curated record. Gene Ontology annotation, biological process: N-terminal peptidyl-methionine acetylation. NCBI's taxonomy places the organism in Eukaryota, Viridiplantae, Chlorophyta, Mamiellophyceae, Mamiellales, Bathycoccaceae.